Molecule: messenger RNA, 419 nt
Organism: Cooperia oncophora
Lineage: Eukaryota; Metazoa; Nematoda; Chromadorea; Rhabditida; Trichostrongylidae
Source: the annotation of a GenBank genome assembly
AUGAACAAGAUGGCAGCUCGUCGAAAAAUUCGUCUUCAAAAAACAGAAGCUCGUGGUCGGAUGUUCGUCACCACUGUUUCAUUUCCCGUGAUUGUCAAUCGAACAUUUAUGGGAGUCGCUGCCGUUAACACUCCACUCACUGAGCUUAAUCAGCAAGCGCAUCCUAGCAAUAUCGGCGGGCGCAGCUACUUCUUCAUGCUCGAUCAGAAUGGCUUCAUUAUGUUCCAUCCACAACUUCGACCAAUCGAUCCCACCACGAAGUCACACAAGCAGAACUACAACAAUAUGGAUCUACUGGAGCUCGAAGUGCCGCAGUCACAACAGAUUCGACUGUCACAAGACAAGGAGGAUGUGUCGGACCUCUUCUGCGACCAGGGCACGACAUUUGCCGAAUGCGUCGAGCAGAUCCGAAACUUUGU